AAUGCAUUUUUUAUUCUCUCUCUUGCUCAGCUGCUGGCUCUACCCAAGUGAGAGAUUUCUAUGGAGCUUCCUUGGACCAGUCUGUGUCAUCUUCUCUGUCAAUUUAGCUUUCGUUCUGAUGACCCUCUGGAUUUUGAAAAGCAAACUGUCUUCCCUCAACAGUGACGUAUCCACCCUCCAGAACACAAGGAUGCUGACAUUUAAAGCCACAGCUCAGCUCCUCAUCCUGGGCUGCACGUGGUGCUUGGGCGUCCUGCAGGUGGGUCCAGCUGCCCACGUCAUGGCUUACCUCUUCACCAUCGUCAACAGCCUGCAGGGCGUCUUCCUCUUCCUGGUGUACUGCCUCCUCAGCCAGCAGGUGCGGGAGCAAUAUGGGAAAUGGCUCAAAGCGAUCAGGAAAACAAGAGCCGAGUCUGAGAAAUACACACUGUCCAGCAAGGUCAUGUCUGAUACCUCCCAACCCAGCAUGUCUCUUCCAGAUGCUGAACCUCUAUGAGCAGGAAAACCCAACUCAAUGGAUCUUCCUACCAGCAACAUCCACAAGAAUGGAAAUGUUCACACCAGUCUGGAUUUUGUAAUUUCUUUGUUCUGUUUUCUGUAGGUUUAAUUAUUCAUUCAUUCAGAGAUAUUGAUUUCUCACUAGUUCUAAGGCAGAGAUCAAGAGAGACACAGGUUUUGUCUUCAUGGAGAUUUAAGGGGGGGAAUAAAGUGAUUUUUGCAGCUAGAGUUGACUCGGAGGUUGAAAAAUUCCUAUAAAUUAUAUCUCUAUAGCUGAACAAUUGAAGUAUAAUCCAUUUCACAGACACCAUCUUAUUUCUUCCUCACCUGAUGAUACAGAUAAUUUGAAAACUCAAAUCAUGAUAAGUAUGUUUUAGGCUUUGUGGGCCAGUAUAUUAGUCACGGUUGUCCAGAAAAUUAGAACCAAAAGGACACACACACACACACACCCACACACGUUUUUAUGAAGCAAUUUAUAAUGAGGUGUUGGUGCACAUGAUUAUGGAGCUAAGUCCCACAGUCUACUGUUUGAAGGGUGGAGACCCAGGAAAGACAGCUGUGUAGUCUGAAGGCCUGAAAUCCAAAGAGCUGAUGGUGUAGAACUCAUUUCGGGUCUGAAGGCCUGAGAACUGUGUGUGUUGAGGGUAAGAAGAUGGAUGUCCCAGUCAAACCAUCAGGCUGGGUUAAUUUAAUCUUCCUCCAAUUUUUAUUUUAUUAGACCCUCAAGGGACUGGAUGAUGCCCAUCCACCUUGGAAAGGGCCUUCUCUUUAACCCAGUCCAACUCACAUGCUAAUCUCUCCUGGAAACACCCUUAAAGAUGCACCCAGAAUUCCUGUUUAACCAGCUAUCAGGCAUCCUGUGGCCCAGUCAAAUUGACACACGUGAAAUUAACCAUCAUGGCUAGAAUCUAUCGCAACAAUUCAACUCUGCCAUUGUAGCAUGAAAACUGCUAUAGACACUCACAAAUGAAUGAUCAUGACUGUGUUUUAAUAAAACUUUAUUUUUGGAUAC
Ailuropoda melanoleuca (giant panda) is the source of this 1510-nucleotide messenger RNA. Its product is annotated as adhesion G protein-coupled receptor E2-like. Lineage: Eukaryota; Metazoa; Chordata; Mammalia; Carnivora; Ursidae. Gene Ontology annotation, molecular function: G protein-coupled receptor activity. The coding region runs from base 2 to 496 and encodes 164 amino acids. The record is from RefSeq and is a predicted model, not a curated record. Gene Ontology annotation, cellular component: plasma membrane. The transcript has 5 exons. Gene Ontology annotation, biological process: adenylate cyclase-activating G protein-coupled receptor signaling pathway; cell surface receptor signaling pathway.